Messenger RNA from Lachancea mirantina, 603 nucleotides. The record is from the annotation of a GenBank genome assembly. NCBI's taxonomy places the organism in Eukaryota, Fungi, Ascomycota, Saccharomycetes, Saccharomycetales, Saccharomycetaceae.
AUGACUAUAGUAGACGAGCCAUCGGGAAGCGAAGCCAGUCCUGACGACAAGUACAGAGACUUCUUAGACGCUACGGCCGUUAUGAUUGCCGUGGGCCUUUUGCACACAAAGCCUGCGAUUCGUAUCGCAGGAGUCAUGCCCGCGUUCGCCGCGCGUUCCGCACUUCCCGCGCUGACGCGGUGGUCGCUGCCCUUGAGACCGUUUUCCGCGUUCAGUCCGCAGUGGGCGACACUGAACCAGAUUAAAAGAGGCGCAAAGCCGCCAGAACGCAAGAAACAGACUGUGUCACCGGAUCUCAAACGUUGUCCCGUCAGAAAGGGUGUCGUUCUCAGAGUAAUGGUGCUGAAGCCCAAAAAGCCUAAUUCCGCACAGAGAAAAGCUUGUAGGGUUCGCCUCACCAACGGGAACGUCAUUUCUGCAUAUAUACCGGGCGAAGGCCACAACGCACAGGAGCAUAGCAUUGUUUUCGUUCGUGGGGGCCGUUGUCAAGACUUGCCCGGUGUCAAGUACCGCGUCGUGCGCGGUGCCGGCGAUCUCAGCGGAGUCGUUAACAGGAUCACUUCCCGUUCUAAAUAUGGUGUCAAGAUGCCUCAGAAGGACUAA